GAACAGAAGAGAAGAAGAAGAAGGAGGAGGACAGGAAGCGAAGAUGUAAACAAAGCAGAACUUCCCUGAUCUGGAUCAAACGGAACCACAGUCAAUUCUCAGCCGGAUCAGCUAGAUUCAAAACAAACAGUCGUUCCUGAGCUGGGUCAGCCGGAACAUCGGUUGUUCUGCUGCUCGGGCCCGGUUUGGACUCUGAUUCCCCGUCUUUGUUUUGUUUUAAAACGAAAUGGAAGAUAACAAGAUGGUGGCUGGAAAAGUGAAGAAGCCAGGAAAACGUGGCCGCAAGCCAGCAAAGAUUGACCUGAAGGCCAAACUAGAGCGGAGCCGGCAGAGUGCCAGAGAAUGCCGGGCCCGGAAGAAGCUGCGUUAUCAGUACCUGGAGGAACUGGUUUCCAGUAAGGAGAGAGCCAUUUGCGCUCUGCGGGAGGAGCUGGAGAUGUACAAGCAGUGGUGCUCGGCCAUGGAUCAAGGAAAAAUCCCAUCUGAGAUCAAAGCUCUGCUAACCGGAGAUGAGCAGAAGAUUCCUCAGAGCAGCAGCAGCACCAAGGCUUCCAAGAACGGGAAGAACAGCAGCACCGGCAGCAGCAACGCUCAGAGUUAGACAGCAGGGCAUCGCUCCGCCUCCGCCUUCAUUUCAUUUAAAAACUUUCUGUGAAACAUCAGCACCUCUGUGACCUGGAUGCAACCCGGAUACCUCUCGGAUACCACAGUUAUUCCUGCAAGCCUUUGAGAAAUUAAACAUUUAUCCCUUAAGCUGGGAUCUGAUGAGGACCUUGAUCCGUUCUGUCUUCAUUGAUCUCAGCUCAUGUUGGUUUGUUUUGUCUGAGGUCAGGUGUCUGCGCUCUCACCUGCACAAGUGACACUCAGAGCAGGUUACCUGGUUGUUUAUAGGUCACAUGACCCGCUGACGGCUUUCAGCUGCUUAGAAGGAGAUGUUUAAUUUUUAUACUUUAGCUAAAUAUCUGUUUCUGUUGUAGCGUGAAAGAUCCAAGGUUUCAGCUGGUUCUGGGUCAGCUUGUGCUAGAUCAAAUAGAGCCAUGUUUCAGCUGGUUCUGGAUCAACCUGUUCUGGAUCAACUAGUCUCAAAUCAGCUGACCCGAAUGAAAUUAAAACUUGUUUCAUCUCGCUCAAGAUCAGCUGGUUCUGCAUCAUGGUUCAAAAACAGCUGGUUUGACAUGAAGUGAAGUUUUGGAAUAUCUGAUUCUGGUUUAGCUGGUUUUGAAUCAAUGGAUUCUAGACCUGCCAAAGACUUGGAUUAGUGGCUCUGGAACAGCUAGUCUUGAUUUAGCUGGUCGCUGAUCAGCCAGAUCUGGAUCAGAUGAAGUCCUGUUUGAGAUGGCUGAAAGUCAGCAUGUUCUAGAACAGCUGGUUUUGAAUCAGCUCACACUAGAUUGACUGGUUCUGGAUCGGAUUGUGCUGAAUCACCAUUUUCUAGAUCCAACUAAACUUUGUUUGUAGCCAUUUCUGGAUCAGUGGCUCUAGUUCAGUGAGUCCUGAAUCAGUGAGUGUCUGAUCAGCUAGAUCUGGUUCGGCUGACAUCUAGAUGGCUAAAGAUCAGCCUGUUCUGGAUUUGAUUAAUCCAAACUUGGAUCAGGUGGUUCUGGAACCUGUGGAUCUGUUUAUAGUGUCGUUGAUCCUGGAUGAAUCAGCAGAGGUGUUUUAUCAAGAGUUCCAGAUUUCCAGUUUUCUUUUUUUGUUCCUGUUGAUGUAAUCCUUCCUGAAUGUUUUCCACUUUCUUCAUUGUAGCAGAAGCACUUUGUGAGAUCUACAGAAUCUUUGUAGCUUUUCCAAACUUUAGUUUGUCAAAGCAAAUAAAACAGAUUAAUCAUUCUGA
This is a messenger RNA of Girardinichthys multiradiatus, 1834 nucleotides long. RefSeq names its product cAMP responsive element binding protein-like 2 (gene crebl2). Gene Ontology annotation, cellular component: nucleus. The transcript is spliced from 3 exons. Lineage: Eukaryota; Metazoa; Chordata; Actinopteri; Cyprinodontiformes; Goodeidae. The record is from RefSeq and is a predicted model, not a curated record. Bases 227 to 601 code for a protein of 124 amino acids. Gene Ontology annotation, biological process: regulation of DNA-templated transcription. Gene Ontology annotation, molecular function: DNA-binding transcription factor activity.